Messenger RNA from Pelobates cultripes (western spadefoot toad), 174 nucleotides. Lineage: Eukaryota; Metazoa; Chordata; Amphibia; Anura; Pelobatidae. The record is from the annotation of a GenBank genome assembly.
AGUUCGAAACUGGAUAACGGAGGAGGCGCUGGCAGCGAGGAGAGACCUGCUGGUCCCUCUACAGGAGCCCGCCACAGCAGCGCCGCUGGGGCGGCCCAGCAGGAGCAGAGGAAUAAGAAACAUAGAAACACAGAAGAAGCCAUUGGCGAGAGGCAAAGCUCAGGUAGUUGGUGA